CGUGCUUACAAGACGUCAGCUGAUUGGUUUGUUGGAGGGACGGUCACGUGACCUCCUGUCAUGUGACCUCCUGCUGUUGAUGAUUGUUAGCUCAGUCACGUUAAGUUCACCUGCUGAAGGAGACCAGGUGCGACAAACAAGAUGCUUAUUGUGGUGUUGUGUUGCUUCCUGUUCUCUCUGCUGGGCGGUUAUGCGGCUCCGGCUGCAGAUGAGGUGAAAUACCUGCCCGGUCUGCAGAAACAGCCGAGCUUCAGACAGUACUCUGGAUACCUGAGUGUGGCUGAUGGAAAACACCUGCACUACUGGUUGGUGGAGUCCCAGAAGAACCCGUCCUCUGACCCGCUGGUGCUGUGGUUGAAUGGUGGCCCCGGCUGUAGCUCUUUGGACGGACUCCUGACUGAACAUGGACCUUUCCUGGUCCAGGAUGACGGAGUGACGCUGCAGUACAACCCGUACUCGUGGAACAAGAUUGCCAACAUAUUGUACCUCGAGUCUCCGGCUGGAGUCGGCUUCUCGUACUCUGAUGAUCAGAAAUAUGCCACCAAUGACACAGAGGUGUCGAUGAACAACUAUCUGGCUCUGAAGGAGUUCUUCCGUCUGUUUCCAGAGUUCAGUCAGAAUGAACUUUUCCUCACUGGAGAAAGUUAUGGAGGAAUCUACAUCCCGACGCUCGCUGAGAGGGUGAUGGAGGACGCCAGCCUCAACCUGCAGGGUGUUGCCGUGGGAAACGGGAUGUCGAGUUAUGAGCUGAACGAUAACUCGCUGGUGUUCUUUGCCUACUACCACGGCCUGCUGGGAAGUCGACUGUGGAGCGAGCUGCAGACAUUCUGCUGCAGCGACGGGAAGUGCAAUUUCUACAACAACCAGAACCAGAACUGUACCAUCAGCCUGUCCGAGGUUCAGGACAUUGUCUACGGUUCAGGAUUGAACAUGUACAAUCUGUACGCACCCUGUCCAGGUGGAGUCCAUCAGAGAUUCAGUAUUGAACGAGGUGAGUUGGUGAUCAGGGAUCUGGGGAACUCUUUCAUCAACCAUCAGUGGACUCAGCUGUGGAACCAGAAGUUACGAGGUCUGGCGUCUCUUCACCUCUCCGUUCGUCUGGACCCCCCCUGCACUAACUCCACUCCCUCCUCCCUCUACCUGAACAACCCGUACGUCCGAGCUGCCUUGCACAUCAGCCCAAAGGCCCUGGACUGGGUCAUCUGCAGCGCUGAGGUGAAUCUGAACUACGGUCGUCUCUACCUGGACGUCAGAAAACAGUACCUGAAGCUGCUAACUUCUCUGAAAUACCGGGUUCUGGUGUACAACGGGGACGUGGACAUGGCCUGUAACUUCAUGGGGGACGAGUGGUUCGUCGAGUCUCUAAAUCAGCAGGUGGAGGUUCAGAGGCGUCCGUGGCUUUACGAUGAUGACGACGGUCGGCAGGUCGGCGGCUUCGUCAAAGAGUUUGACAACAUCGCCUUCCUCACUGUCAAGGGUUCUGGUCACAUGGUCCCAUCUGACAAACCAAUUGCUGCCUUCGCCAUGUUCUCCAGAUUCAUCAAGAGACAACCAUACUGACAGCUGACCCUCUGCCUGGGGUCACCUGACCUGAGUCCCUUUCAGGCUUCAGUAUUUUAAUUUGAUCUGAUUUUUUUUUCUCACUGCCAGCCAAUCAACACAACUCCGCUCUGUGAUUCAGAUUAUUGUUGCAGGAAAUGAAAUGAACCUCAGCCAAUCACAGCAUUUCUCCUGGUUGACUCACUCUGCUGGUCAACAUGUGGUUAUCAUGGAAAUGAGCACUGCCGUCAGUCUGUACUUUUUUUUUGAAUGUGAAGUUGAUUUUAAAUAAAGUUUGAUUUUCAACUUGA
Acanthopagrus latus (yellowfin seabream) is the source of this 1850-nucleotide messenger RNA. It is a transcript of the gene ctsa, whose product is annotated as cathepsin A. Gene Ontology annotation, biological process: proteolysis. The transcript has 14 exons. Gene Ontology annotation, molecular function: serine-type carboxypeptidase activity. The record is from RefSeq and is a predicted model, not a curated record. Bases 142 to 1560 code for a protein of 472 amino acids. NCBI's taxonomy places the organism in Eukaryota, Metazoa, Chordata, Actinopteri, Spariformes, Sparidae.